AUGACGUAUGGAUCGGUUUUGUUCAAAAACACUAAAGACUCCGAGUGGAAAUGGUCGGAAACAGACGAGAUCGCCAACUUCACCAACUGGGCAUUCGGUCAACCAAAACUCAAUGAUGAUAAAUGUGUUGUGAUGUUCAAGCAUAAUCACAAAUGGAAUGACAAGCGAUGUGACAGCAAGUUCAGUUUCUUGUGUUCCGAUGAGAGUCUGGUGAAGGAGAGGAAGACGUGGGAUCAGGCUUUGAGGCACUGCAGGCUUCUGGAGGCUGAAAACCCAAAUGAGCCAGUGGACCUCACCUGGAACUACCGCUACGACCUGGCCUCCGUGCGCACUGAGGACGACCGCGCCUACGCACGCCCGAGGGCUGGAGAGGCUUCCACUGACCAGGUGACGGAGCUUUCUACACAGAGUUUGUGUUUUAGAGCAACUCCUCCUGUGUGUUGACAUUUUGCACACCGACAUUUCUUCUAAGGCUGUCUUCGUUAACACUCGAUCUUCAUCUGGAAACAUUAAGGAGUAGAAAAAGAAACACUAAUGAAUCCAGUUAUCCAGCC
This is a messenger RNA of Gymnodraco acuticeps, 554 nucleotides long. Its product is annotated as C-type mannose receptor 2-like. Bases 1 to 444 code for a protein of 147 amino acids. Lineage: Eukaryota; Metazoa; Chordata; Actinopteri; Perciformes; Bathydraconidae. The record is from RefSeq and is a predicted model, not a curated record. The transcript is spliced from 2 exons.